This is a messenger RNA of Scophthalmus maximus (turbot), 2748 nucleotides long. RefSeq names its product retinoid isomerohydrolase RPE65 a (gene rpe65a). The record is from RefSeq and is a predicted model, not a curated record. The transcript is spliced from 15 exons. Gene Ontology annotation, biological process: zeaxanthin biosynthetic process; retinal metabolic process. Lineage: Eukaryota; Metazoa; Chordata; Actinopteri; Pleuronectiformes; Scophthalmidae. The coding region runs from base 972 to 2567 and encodes 531 amino acids. Gene Ontology annotation, molecular function: beta-carotene 15,15'-dioxygenase activity; all-trans-retinyl-ester hydrolase, 11-cis retinol forming activity; retinol isomerase activity.
UCAUAACAUUUCGAGGGGGGGAAAGCAUUUUACCAUUUCCUCCUCAACAAAAGAGACAAUUUCUUUUCAAGUCCAUGUGUUUUUUUCAUCGGAAUAUACAUAGUUUAUUUCACAACCAUUUUAAAGUCCUGAUGGUUAUGAUAAUGUGCAGCUGAUGUGCUAAUAGAUGAAUAAUUUCAUUAUUUGUGAGACCAAUACUAGUUUAACUUAACAGAAUGCUCCACAUUCCUCAUUGUAACACAGGUUACAGGCUGAUCCUCUGAUAUCCCACCUCUAAAAUGACAUUUAGCCUGGAAUUAUGUUUAAUAUUUUGAAUUUUCCCGAUAAAAUAAUGAUUUUAAUGUUUUAACCUAUUUUGAUUCGUAAUAUCACAACUUUUCCUUUGCAGUAUUAGUCAUAUAUUUUUUCCCUGGAAGUGGCCCAAAUAGUCCGUCACACAUAGAGACUAAUGUUCGGUAGAGUACAAGUAAAGUCAAGUACUGUACUUAGAUACAAGUUAGGGGUACUUGAGGUAUUAACAAACGCUGAAGAUGUGAUGAACAAAAAUCUAAGACUUUCAAUCUCUAAAUGAAUAUGAUGAAAUGACUUCAGUGGACUUUACUCCUCUGGAGUUUGCAUGUUUUUGUAUGGUUAGAAGAAACUGUGCAAAACAAAGAAUGUGCAUAAAAUGUGUUUUCCAUCCUCUCAGCUCCAUGUCACCCUUAAUCUGAGCAGAGCACCGAGGUCUGUCCGCACCCAGGGGUGGACAUUGAGUCAUCCAGCAGAGGAUAUUGGCACAAUGGGAUUCUUGUUCCCGGUGCAACCUGAUUGGCCACACAAAAGGUUUACGGUGCGGAUUGCCAAGACUGUGAGGGGGACCAGACAAAUAAAUACCCCAAAUCCAUGGGGAGGUCAGAGACUUCCAGCUCAGGAGUGACCAGACGUUUUCUCAAGAGCUUUGCUUUGUGUGUUGCCACAAAAAGAAGGAAAACAUGGUCAGCCGAUUUGAGCACCCAGCUGGUGGCUACAAGAAGAUUUUUGAGACGUGUGAGGAGCUGUCUGAGUCUCUUCCAGCAACAGUUAUAGGGAGGAUUCCUUCCUUUCUGAGGGGAAGUCUUCUCCGUUUGGGACCUGGACUUUUCGAGGUCGGAGAUGAACCUUUCUAUCACCUCUUUGAUGGACAGGCCCUCAUGCAUAAAUUCGACUUCAAGAACGGUGAAGUGACCUACUUACGAAAGUUCAUCAGAACAGAUGCUUAUGUGCGAGCCAUCACAGAGAAGCGCGUGGUGAUCACUGAGUUCGGUACAUUUGGGUAUCCUGAUCCCUGCAAAAACAUCUUCUCCAGGUUUUUCUCUUACUUCAAGGGUGUGGAGGUCACAGACAACUGCCUGGUGAACGUCUACCCUGUCGGCGAGGACUUUUAUGCUGUAACGGAAACCAACUACAUCACUAAAGUAAACCCUGACACGUUGCAGACACUGAAGAAGGUUGACAUGUGCAACUACAUCAACAUUAAUGGAGUGACAGCCCACCCUCAUAUUGAGAAUGAUGGCACAGUGUAUAACAUUGGAAACUGCAUGGGGAAAGGAGCAACACUGGCCUACAACGUUGUCAAGAUCCCACCCACACAGAAAGAUAAGUCCGAUCCCAUCGAGAAGUCCAAGGUGGUGGUGCAGUUCCCCAGUGCUGAGAGGUUCAAGCCCUCCUAUGUGCACAGCUUCGGCAUGUCAGAAAACUACAUUGUCUUUGUGGAGACCCCGGUGAAAAUCAACCUGCUGAAAUUCCUGAGCGCCUGGAGCAUCCGAGGCUCCAACUACAUGGACUGCUUCGAGUCCAACGAGAGCCAAGGAACCUUGUUCCACCUUGCCAGGAAAGAGCCAGGAGAGUACAUCGACCUCAAGUUCAAAGGGGCAGCCAUUGGCAUGUUUCAUCACAUAAACACCUACGAGGACCAAGGGUUCAUUGUUUUUGACCUGUGCGCUUGGAAAGGAUUUGAGUUUGUUUACAACUACCUCUGGCUGGCCAACCUGAGAGCCAACUGGGAGGAGGUGAAGAAGGCGGCCAUGAUGGCGCCCCAGCCAGAGGUCCGCAGAUACGUCAUUCCCCUGGACGUUCACAAGGAGGAGCAAGGGAAGAACCUCGUCAGCCUGCCGUACACCACAGCCACAGCGGUGAUGCAUGCCGAUGGGACCAUCUGGCUGGAGCCUGAGGUGCUGUUCUCCGGGCCUCGCCAAGCAUUUGAGUUCCCUCAAAUCAACUACAGCCGGUUUGCAGGGAAGAAUUACACCUACACCUAUGGCCUGGGUCUCAACCAUUUCAUUCCAGACAGGAUCUGCAAGUUGGACGUGAAGACCAAGGAGACCUGGGUGUGGCAAGAACCAGACUCCUACCCCUCUGAGCCCCUGUUUGUCCAGACUCCUGAUGGGGUGGAUGAGGAUGAUGGUGUGCUGUUGACCAUCGUGGCGGCUCCCGGCUCCCAGAGACCAGCAUAUCUCCUCAUCCUCAACGCCAAGGAUCUGUCUGAGAUCGCCAGGGCAGAGGUGGACUGCAGCAUUCCCGUCACCUUCCACGGGAUGUACAAACCCUAAUGCGGCAUCACUCAGGACGUGUCCGGUCCUUCUGCGACUAGAUGACAUGUGCCAACUUGAAUGUAGUAGAAGUUCUAUCCCUCAAGUGUCUGUAAUGGUUUAAUUAGAGAAAUGGAUUUGUUCACAUGUUGUGUCACUGGUAUUUCAUGGUUAGAGAAAUAAACUCAUCAAUAUCAAUACA